CUAGCAAACAAGUAAAAUUUUCAGGUUCUGUGGUUCCAAGGGGGGGGAAAUUUCCCUAAUUUCCCCCCCCGUGGAUCCGCCACUGAUACAUAUGUAUGUGGGUGGCAUGUUUUGUAUCUGUAUUUCAAUUUGAUUAUUUUUUAUGGUUUCCGUUCUGAUAAACAUAAAUAUUAGUAACAGUUUCCCGAUCAUUGUGUAGGAUGAAAUACGUACUCGGUUAAGAGAAGUCGAAGUUAAAUGAUAAUUGUUAAUGCCUGCAAGUUAAGAGACAAAUUAUGUAUUACUUAGUUAAACGACAGCACACUGAUCCCCCUUAAAGCCCGACUUUCGUUCGUUCUUAAGCAAAAAUUCGAAACGAGGUAUGUAUGUAUAUGGUAAUUUUAAAAUGUAACAAACGCAGAGAAUAGUGAACAAAAACUAAUUUGUAUGUAGUUAAUAAUGAUAAUAAUAAAAUACAAAAUAGACAAAAAUACGGAAAAACACAGAAAAAAAGAGGAAAACUAAGCAAAAUAACCAAAAUAAAGCAAAACGCAAAAAAACAAAAUUGAGACUGUAAACGAAAGGCAACAUAAUGGAGCAGUUUAAGGCGAGACGAUGUUGAACAGAAAAAAGGCUAAAACACGAAACUAUACAACUCGUAACUCGAAUAAAUCACUGAUGAAUAGGCUACCAACAUAAGUUCGUAUAAGGUUUUUGUUCACACCAAAAAUUGUACUCAAAUUGCAUUUUAUUUUCGGUUUUGUCUUAGCCAAUUCUGUACAUUAUGGAUAGUAGAUUUCUUUUUCCCCAGUUUUGUUUUAACUAAAACUCCAGUAAACUACUUAAUAUAAAUUACCAAGUCAACAAAUUAGACCGCAGGCUGCAUGGUACAUAAGAAAAAAACGAAAACGAAACCGAAUCUAGAUGAUGAAGAUUUAAGCGUUUGUUAGCCAAAAAGAUAACUUUCGAUGAAUUUGAAUUUUUUACCAACAGAAACUAAGGAAACUGGAAUCUUAAACUGAUACUGAUACAGUUAGUUGUACGCACGUGCGACUGACCCAGAGACACAUAGAAACCUCCUAAAACAAAACUGCAUAUACAUAUAUAGGACUUACUUGUAAACCAGAUUGUAACGAUUUUAGGCAUAUAAGUGUUGCGACUUGGGUCUGUAAACGGGGAAACGGAAACGGAAACGGAUACUUGAAGGGAAACUGGAGAGGAAGCUACGUUCUGUCACUUUCCAAGCUUUCAUUUUGAAAUAAUUUCAUAGACUUUUCUAAACGUACUUUUAGAUCGAGAUGUGGUGAGGGAAUAAAUAGGAGUUUAACAUUAGCAUUUGAUGGCAGCUGGGGGGCGAAAUGUGGUACAGUGCUUAAGAAUUAAAACAUUGACGUCAGGAUUUAACUUAACUUAACUUACAUACAUAGAUACAAGGACAUCAACAAAGGAAAAUAUUGAGAGUAACAAGGAGAAAACUUGAAAAUGAAAUACAUAUAGCGUUGCAAGAUUUUAGUUUACGGUAAACUUAAAGAAAUUUUUUACAAUGUAUUUAUACAGACCUAAAUUUAAAUUUUAAAUUAAUUCUUUAAUGUAAUACGAACACAGUGCCUAAGUAAUAUCAAAACAAAAAUCGAAAAAAUAAAAAGGAAAUAAGGAUUUAAACAUACAAAACGAGAAUAAGAGCCGCAAGUAAGGACAUUGUUACUAAUAAUGCUAAAAACCUAAUCGAACAACUUUUAAAACAACCGAAAGGCAUUCGAGCGACAAAAAUUCAAGCCAAUAAACGAACAUAUGCAUACAAAAAUUUAUAGUUAUACAUGUGUGCAAAAAAAAAAAGAAACAGGAAACACAUACACACAUACACACACUAACUAUGAGAAGAAGAACAAGAGCAGGAAACGGAAGCUGAAAACUGAUCAGAAGUUAAUCUCCCAAAGAAAGAAAUUCGCAUAAAUGUAUAAAUGUAACACAAACGAACAUGAAACGCAAAAGCGCUAAGUAAUAAUUACCACACAAAUAAAUAAUGCAACGUACCCCCUACAUACGUCUCGUAUCUCGCACUGGAUUUACGUACAACCCACAUAUAUCCUCCCAUUUCCUCCCCCUAUAACCUUAAAGGGCUAUUCAAUCAAUAGAUUUCAUUUAUUUGAACAUGCCACGUACUCAAAAUGACAUCAAAUUGAAACUUGUAACAACUCUUUAUGUUUGCAUAUUGGAUUGGUCUGUUAGAAAAACCCUAAACAAAUGUUUGUAACCAAAUUGUUUUACGUUAAAUUCAUUUGAGAAAACAAAUACAAAAGGAUUAAGCAACAAUAAGUAAAUUACAACAAAUUAAUUAUACAUUUUGAAAUUAUAUUUAACGAACAAAAUUAAUGUAGUGUGUAAAAAAAAAACAAAGAAAACAUGAAAGUAAAAGCAAGUUUUAAGCAAAACAAAAUACUUUGAAUAUAUACAUAAAUUGCAAGUAAAUAGAAUAAAUGUCACUCACUCUUUUUAUUUAAGUCUUGUACUGAUCGAACAUUCCUGGGAUUUAAACGUAGAUUCGGAAUCGGAAUGUCAGCUAAAUUUGAAUUUCAGUUAGGAAAUAAAUAGUUUAUUUCCGGGAAAAGAAAUAUUACAAUGUUGGAACUCGUGAUUCUUUUCCUUCUGAGUUCCGUGACAUUUUUCUUUGCCCAUUUGGAGAGGCCAACCACUUUUUGGGGAAAUUUCUAUACAACAUGUCCCAUUCUAAUGGGUCUACUAUCCGCUGGAUUGGUUUACAUAAACAAAUAGAUAAAGGCUGCUCCUCUUGAGUAAUAAGAAACCACACGUUCCGCUGAAUUAUUUGAAAAAGAUGACUUUAUUUCGGCUGAGUGUUCAAAUAAAAAUGUAGUAAACUAUUUAAAAACAAC
This is a messenger RNA of Drosophila subpulchrella, 2870 nucleotides long. RefSeq lists its product as uncharacterized. The transcript has 2 exons. The record is from RefSeq and is a predicted model, not a curated record. Bases 2599 to 2751 code for a protein of 50 amino acids. NCBI's taxonomy places the organism in Eukaryota, Metazoa, Arthropoda, Insecta, Diptera, Drosophilidae.